Molecule: messenger RNA, 1389 nt
Organism: Fulvia fulva
Lineage: Eukaryota; Fungi; Ascomycota; Dothideomycetes; Mycosphaerellales; Mycosphaerellaceae
Product: CAAX prenyl protease 1
Exons: 2
Coding region: 1-1389 (462 amino acids)
Biological process (GO): CAAX-box protein processing
Cellular component (GO): endoplasmic reticulum membrane
Molecular function (GO): metalloendopeptidase activity
Source: RefSeq, a predicted model, not a curated record
AUGGACUUCCUCCGCCGCCUAGCGGCACCACUGGACAACUCCGCCAUUCCCUGGAAACCCAUCCUCGUCACCUUCGCCCUCGGCGAGUUCGCCCUCGAAGCAUGGCUCCUCUCCCGCCAAUACCGCGUCCUGCAACGAAAGACAAUUCCCCCUCAGCUGAAGGAAGAGGUAGAUCAGAAGACAUUCGACAAGUCACAAGCAUACGGUCGCAGUAAGGCCAAGUUCACAAUCGCAUCGGGACUCUUCGGACAGCUUAAGAACUACAUCACAAUCCAACACGACUGGCUUCCAUACCUCUGGUCCCUCGCUGGCGGCUUCACGCUGAAGUACCUCCCCUCCCGCUUCCAGGGAGAGAUCACGCAGUCUCUGGUCUUCAUCUUCACCAUGUCUCUCGCCGAAACUCUCAUCAACCUCCCAUUCGGCUUGUACUACCACUUCGUGCUCGAGGAGAAAUACGGCUUCAAUAAACAAACUCUCUCCCUCUUCUUCACCGACAAGAUCAAGGGCCUCGCUCUUUCCCUUGCGUUCGGUGUCCCCAUCGGCUCCGCUUUCCUCAAGAUCAUCCAGAAAACUGGCGACAACUUCUUCUUCUACAUCUGGCUCUUCAUGCUUGUGGUACAACUGGGUGCUGUCGUCCUCUACCCAACCUUGAUUGUCCCACUCUUCAACAAACUCACACCGCUCGAACCAGGAGAUCUCAAGACGAGGGUGGAGGCAUUGGCGGGCAAACUUUCCUUCCCACUGCAGGAGCUGCAGGUCAUUGAUGGGAGUAAGAGGAGCGCGCAUAGUAAUGCAUACUUCACCGGUCUCCCCUUCUUGCCGAAGAAGAUUGUCAUCUACGAUACCCUCCUGAACAAAGCUUCCGCGCAAGAAGUCGAGGCAGUGCUUGCACACGAGCUGGGACACUGGAAGAUGGGACACACCUCGAAGCUCUUGGGUAUUAGCAGUUUCCAUUUGCUUUACGUGUUUGCGCUUUUCGGUGUAUUCAUCAACAACGCUAGUUUGUACAGGGCGUUUGGCUUCGUGGCGGAGAGACCUAUCAUUAUCGGAUUCAUCCUCUUCAACGAUGUGUUGAGCCCGACGGAUAGCUUGGUGAAGCUGGGGAUGAACAUUAUGACGAGGAAGUUUGAGUUUGAGGCGGAUGCGUUCGGGAAGAAGUUGGGAUAUGCAAAGGAUUUGGCGAGCUCGCUCAUCAAACUACAGAUCCAGAAUCUCAGCAGCAUGGACGCUGACUCAUACUACUCAUCGUACCACUACUCACACCCGAUCUUGACGGAGCGAUUGAAAGCUGUGGGCUGGACGAGCGAGAAGAAGGUGAGUGACGGGAAGAUUGAUAUCUCGGGGCAGAAGACGUUCACAGUGAAUGGGACGCCGGAGAAGGAAUUGUAG